AUGGCUCUUGGGGUCGGGUGUGGGCGUGUGGCUGGACCGCUGGAGCCCGGAGCCUCGAGUCCCCGAGCAAAUCUGUGCGUAUCGCCGUAUCGGGCAAACUACUACAUGGCGUCCGGGGCCAGCGGCGUCGCCGGGUCGCGUGUGUCCGCCACGCGCCCCGCACUACCUUUCCUCCCCGCCCGACGCGAUCCCUUCCCUGCAGCUCUUUUGCUAGACCUCACCAACCCCGCGGAAAACGCCAAAACGGAAAGGCCUAUCCAGAACAACAAGUGCGAAAAGAAGGCUCCAAAGAAAGUGCAUAAAUCUGAGAGGGAGAAACGUAAGCGUGACAAGCAGAAUGAUCUCUUCGGCGAGCUGGGAAACAUGCUAGAACCUGAUAGGCAGAACAACGGGAAGGCAUGCAUAUUAAGUGACACUACGCGAAUACUUAAAGAUCUACUUUCACAAGUAGAAUCUCUUCGAAAGGAGAACAACACACUGAAGAACGAAUCUCAUUAUGUUGCCUUGGAGAACAAUGAACUACUGGAUGAAACCAAUGUGAUCCGUGGUGAAAUCUCAGAACUUCAAAAUGAGCUGAGGAUGCGGCUAGAAGGCAACCCUAUCUGGAGUCAUGACACUUCUAGAUCAAAUCUUACAGCACCUCAUCCUGCGACCACAGUAUUUACAUUGCAACAUUCAGCACAUCCACAAGUCAUUGCAACAAUGGCACUUCCUCUGCAACAGCCAGCAGUCGUUGAGCAAUCUUAUGCUGCCCCACGGCGGGAGCUACAGCUAUUCCCUGAAGCUGCACCUACUGAAGAUACUGAGCCACCACAAAACCAGGGGGUCUCUAAUAAUGUGAUGCGGCCGCAGGCAAGGUACCCACCAGUAGUGACAACUUUGCCUGUACAUGUAUAUCCAGUCCUUCCAAGAAUGGAAGAUGAGCAAUGCAGCAGUGGCACUACUGGUAGCAGAGAGGAAGGCGGGGUAGGCAACUGCUAA
Molecule: messenger RNA, 981 nt
Organism: Miscanthus lutarioriparius
Lineage: Eukaryota; Viridiplantae; Streptophyta; Magnoliopsida; Poales; Poaceae
Source: the annotation of a GenBank genome assembly